AUGAAGUUCACAAUUGUCUUUGCUGGACUUCUUGGCAUCUUCCUGACUCCUACUCUUGCUGACUAUGAUAUCAAUGUUAAUGAUAACAACAACAGUGGUGGAAGUGGGCAGCAGUCAGUGAGUGUCAACAAUGAACAUGGCGUGGCCAAUAUUGACAAUAACAACGGAUGGGGCUCCUGGAAUUCCCUCUGGGAUUAUGGAAGUGGCUUUGCUGUAAUCAGAUCCUUUAAGAAGAAGUCGUGCAUUGUGCACAAAAUGAACAAGGAAGUCAUGCCCUCUAUUCAAGCCCUUGGUAUGCUGGCCAAGAAAAACAAGCUUCAGGGUAGAGGACCAGAGGGACCACCUCCCAAGAGCCUGAUCUACUCAGUCAAGCCUGACAAAGUCAACAACUUGGACCAGUUUGGAGAAUCCGUUGUUACCAUGUGCAAGGGGAUUCCAACAUACAUGGCUGAAGAGAUUCAGGGAGCAAACCUGAUUCUGUACCCAGAAAAGUGCUUCAAGGUUGAUAUACUCUGGAUUCUGAACAUUUCCUUAUGUGGAGAAGCAAUGGAGAACUAA
This is a messenger RNA of Budorcas taxicolor (takin), 558 nucleotides long. RefSeq names its product gastrokine 1 (gene GKN1). The transcript has 6 exons. Gene Ontology annotation, biological process: regulation of cell population proliferation. The record is from RefSeq and is a predicted model, not a curated record. NCBI's taxonomy places the organism in Eukaryota, Metazoa, Chordata, Mammalia, Artiodactyla, Bovidae. Bases 1 to 558 code for a protein of 185 amino acids.